Molecule: messenger RNA, 9234 nt
Organism: Xenopus tropicalis (tropical clawed frog)
Lineage: Eukaryota; Metazoa; Chordata; Amphibia; Anura; Pipidae
Gene: skil
Product: SKI-like proto-oncogene
Exons: 7
Coding region: 961-2892 (643 amino acids)
Cellular component (GO): nucleus
Molecular function (GO): SMAD binding
Source: RefSeq, a predicted model, not a curated record
GAGCGCGUCUGCCCUCUGCUCACCCCCCCCCCCCCACUCCUCCCCCUCUCACUGACGUCACCGCCCCCAGCGCCCCGGAGCCCCGCAGACAGAGCCGACAGACAGCAGGAGGGAGGCGGCCCGUGUGCAGCAGUGACGUGACGAGCUGUGUACCGAAGGGAGGGGAGCCUGGCUGGCACCGAGCUGGAGAAGGACCGGGACCAAAGGAACAGACAUUUCCCCUGAGCCAGCUACAUAGACAAAGGCUAUCCCGGGCCGCAUCGUUUCCGUGAGCUUAGGCUGAGUGCCCCUCCGUUGAAGAGAGGAUGCAGGAUUGCCCUGGAGGUUACUAGGGGACAGCAGUCACGGCUGCCCUGCACCUGCCCUGGGCUGGGUGGAACGGGUGCUAGUGCAGAUUCACUGUUAGGUUGUUGAUCUACAGCCAGAAGCUGCUUGCUUGCUGUUCAUUCCUGGAUAUGCCUUUAUAUGAUGCUCUGUUAAGUGGGUCCUGGAAAAAACAUUGCUGGAAGGACUGUCGCCAUUUAAUGCUCGUGCUACCAAACAGCUUCAUUCUGAUGUGUUUGUUUUGAGAUAAUUUCUAUUUUGCAGCAUACAUUGCAAUAUAUCAAUUAGAAUUCCAGUUCAUGCUGUUGCAAGUUUCAGUAAAAGUAAUAUUAUAUGCGCACUUUGGAAAAAUUCUAUGCACAUAGCACUCCUUUCUUUUUUAUGAGCAGCUUGAAAAAAUAAUUUUCAUCAUUUUUAUUUUAUUAUAGUUGGAGAUAUUUAAACCCAUCACAGAAAUAUAUAGAUAUAGUGUAUACAUAAAAGAGUUAAAAGAUGUAACUCAACAUUUUCAGAGCUAGAAGGAAUCGGUGGAUUCAUUAUGUUACAUGAUUGCUGGAAUGUUGCCUCCUAGAGGUUGAGUUAUCACUUGUUUUAUAGUUUUUUUGUAUAGAUUUUUAAUCACAAACUAAUCAAAACAUGGGUGACGAUGGUAGCCCUCCACUAAAAAAGCUUGCUAAAGAAAUGGAUAUCAGUAUUGAGGUUCCUAAUGUUGCCAAGAAGGUAAUUACAAUAAAGAUGGAAAUAGAUGAUUAUAAAGAACCAUCUGCUGCGGAGAGUACUGACAGCUCCUGUGCGAGCAGUGUGUCCCUCUGUGGUUCCUCUGACCUAAACCCAGGAUUGAAACACACUUUGGCACAGUUUAAUCUGAGCAGUCGAAGUUCGUUGGGUGGACCAGCAGCAUUUUCAGCACGGUUCUCCCAUGAAAACAUGUCACCGACCGUGUUUUUACCUCUUCCUUCCCCUCAGAUUCACCCAGGACCCCUUUUUAUUCCUUCAGACAGUUCAACAGAGCUUACACAGACUGAACUUGAAGGGGAAUCUAUUUCUUGUUUUAUGGUAGGAGGGGAAAAAAGACUUUGCCUCCCACAAGUCUUAAAUUCCGUUCUGCGGGACUUCUCACUCCAGCAAAUCAACAUUGUCUGCGAUGAAAUGUAUAUAUAUUGCUCACGGUGUACUUCGGAUCAGCUUCACAUUUUAAAGGUUCUGGGCAUACUUCCAUUUAAUGCCCCCUCUUGUGGUUUGAUCACACUGACUGAUGCUCAGAGACUAUGCAAUGCCCUUUUGCGGCCACAGACUUUUCCACAAAAUGGAAGCUUGCUGCCUGCAAAAAACUCUUUGGCUCAAUUAAAGGAAACUGGUAGUGCCUUUGAAGUAGAGCACGAUUGUUUAGGAAAGUGCCAGGGUUUAUUUGCACCUCACCUUUUCUCUCAGCCAGAUGCCCCAUGCAUUCAGUGUUUGGAAUGUUAUGGGAUGUUCUCAACACAAACCUUUGUGAUGCACUCUCACAGAUCCCCUGACAAAAGGACCUGCCAUUGGGGCUUUGACUCUGCUAAAUGGCACUGCUAUGUUCAUCUAAGUCCAAAAUAUCUAGAUACACCUGAAGGUAAAAAGAUGAAUGCCCUCUUAAAGGAAAUGAAAGAAAAAUUCAAUAAGAAAAAUCAGCCGAAGAGGAUUCAACCAAAAGGGGAGCAUAUACAGACUCUGGAAUUACCGUCUUGGUACCCAGUCAUAAAGCAAGAAGAUGAUCCCACCAGUAGACCACAUUUGUUGCACCCUAGCUACUAUCUCUACAUGUAUGAUAAGGUUGUGGCGCCGAAUGUAUCCCUCACAGCUACUGUAUCACAGUGCAAGGAAGCAAAAAUAGGAAGAAAAGAGGUUGCACCCAGCAAACCCUCUGUGGAGCUAGAGAAGCAGGCUAGGAGUGGCAAACAUAAAUCUGUUACCUCAUACCCUGAGCUUUCCAUAGAGGAACAAGAGAGGGUGGAUUUGAAACCAGACAUAAAGACCAGUAAUAUUAAACAGCCCAAUACAGUGGAUGGGGAAAAGCAUGAAUCUGCUUGUAAUAAGGAUAUUCUCUGUGUGGAUGACAAAAGCCAAAUAAUGGAAGAAGUUGUAAAAACAUUCUUGAAACAGCAAGAGAAACUGAAUUACAUUCUGCAGAAAAAACAGCAAAUUCAAAUGGAAGUUGAACUACUAAGCAAUUCCAAAACUAUGAAGGACCUAACUGUGGAGCAACAGAACUUGCAGAAAGAGUUUGAAUCCUUGCAGAAUGAGCACAUGCAAAAAAUGGAGGAAUUAUAUGAUGAGCAGCGAGAUUUGGAAGAAAAGCUGAAGCAAGUUAAAAAACAGAAGUGCUCAUGUGAUUUGAACACAGACAGAGACAAAGAAACACAAUAUGCAAACCAGUUGACAGAACUACGGCAGAGGUUAGACCAAGCUGAAGCGGACAGGCGAGAGCUUCAGGAUGAGCUACGGCGUGAACGAGAAGCAAGAGAAAAGCUGGAGAUGAUGAUUAAAGAGCUAAAGCUUCAGAUAUUGAAAUCUGCAAAAAGUGGGGAUGGAGAGUAGACUAAGCAGCUCCCAGACAAAACAUUACACUUCAAACAGGGUUUAUUUACUUAAUAUGGGGAGAACAGUGUGGCAUGUUUUGGCUCGUGUGAUUCCCUGCCAUAUGAAACAUUCUUCAUAUGUCUGUGUGGUCUGUAAUACCUUCUAAACUAAGGUCUCACCAGUAAUGUCUGGCUGGGUGCUUUCCUUUUUUAAGACCAAACUGUUUUUCACUUUUUAUUUUUAGAUUUGAAUGAGAUUUAUAAUCUUAUCAGUGCAGCAAGUGUCUGCACUUUCUGGCUCCACCUAUAUGGCAGUUGCCAAACAACUUCACUGAUGUGAAAAGACCAUAUUGAUGCUGCUAACACUUGUUCCCCCACCCCAACUGUGUUAAAGAGCCAAGCUACUGGAUAUUGUUAAGAAUGUGUUAUUCUUAAAGUGAUAGAUAUAUUGUAAAAAUGCCGAGCUAUAUUUGCCAUAAGAGAUAUAAGCGGUUGCUUCAAAACCGCUUGAGAGCAUAUAGAAUUUUAAAAUUAGGAAGCAACCUGUUUCUAAUAUCAUUUGCCAUUUAUCUUCAAUUUGCCCUUUUUAUAUAUAUAUAUAUACAGUAUAUAUAAUAUGUAUAUUUGUUAAAGGAAAUUUGAAAAUAGUGAUGUAUUUCCAGCUUGACAUUGACUGCAAAAGCAGUUUGGGGUUGAACUGAGGACCAGCCCUGUCAUAUUAUGCAAUUGUACUUGUUUUUAUUUAUUUUUUUCUUGAUCUGAAAUCCACCAUUGCAACUAAGAAAUAAAAGGUAAUUGGCAGAAGUUAUGUGCAGAAUGGCACAUAAUUUGCAUGUACUAUUUUUUAUUGACAGGCAGAGUUAGUAGCCAGCUAUCCAUAUCUCACUGGUACCUAGUGGAUUAUGUAAUUAUCUAGAAAACAAGGGAUUCUAAAACUGCCCUUCAGGACAACUGACUAAGCAUUCAUAAUAUGUCUUUCUCUUAGGCAUAAUUAACCUUGUUCCUACCACAGAUAGAAAACCAUUUUAUUAUCAGAGCUGAUACCCCUGGGGGCUAAAAUUGUGCAAUACAUAUAUACACACUAAAGACAAUGCAGUUUUGGCACACACUUUCUAUAUCUUCUAUUUCUGCCUUAUCAAUAAUUCUGCCUCAACUUGUUCAAUCAUAUCAUAAACCUGAAAUACUGCAUAUAAAGCUCUUUUUCUCUCAUUUCUGAUACAGUCAGGUCAUUGCACAUAUGGAGAGAGAUUGUGUUCCAAUGUCAGUGUUCCCUGAAUAACAGUAAUACAUACCAUUAAUGUUUUGUUCUGUUUAUUUAUUAUUGUUUCUGUUGUAUGUUUCCUCCGUGUAAAUACUGAAUUAUUCUAAUACUUAAAUAUUUAUCAUAUAAAUUAAUUUAUAUAGCAUUUAUUUCACAUUCAUAUUUUUUAAAGAUAGCUUCCUAAAACAAUAGUUAACAGUGCCAUAAUUUCACUGAGUAAUGCUUAUGUAAACUUGUAUAUAUUGUAAAGCCUAGCUUCGCCUUGCUUGAAAAGCUUCACAAAUCAUGCAUUAAUUGAUCUUGUAACAAUCAGAUGAUACAUGUUUUACAAGCCACUUAAAAAGACGGUACUUCCUUUAUUGUUUCGUGGUGUAUUUGCUACAGCAUGAAUAUAUUGUAUUGUAGUGAAAAAGUGAGAUGUUUUUGUUAAAUUUUUUUUCUGUACUGGUGCAGAGUUUUAUCAGUAAAUUUGUUUUGAAGGCAGAAGAUUUUGCUUAUGAAAUUGCAGCAUCUAGCUGAAUUAAGAGGUAAUGUAAAUCUUCUUGUAAAGGCCCUCGGAUUGUUUUCCUAAACUAUUUGUCUAAAUAUAUAUAUAUAUUGGUGAUUAUUGGAGUUUUUCAGUCAUCUGUGGUCCACUUUACGUGUUCCCACUUUGCCUCACUUACAGCAGCCAAAUAGUAAACCUAAUGUAUAGGUUGUUUUUAUUUAAAAGCAACUGGACAUCCUUAGGUGAUCUGAAACAAAUCAACAAUUACAUUUUAAUGUGAUUAAGAUAUAUUUGUUUUUUGGUCAAAUCUCUAUUCACCAAUAAAUUUGUGACAGAGGAUGGAUUGUUCAAAGACAGCGCAAGGUGGCCGAAAGACUUACACAGUUACUUUUGUGUUUAGCUGAUUGUUCACAAAUUCUAAAUAACUAGAUUUGUUGUACUGUUUGUUGGUAAAUUCUAAAUGAAAAUUUUUACACUAACCUCACAUCACAGUGUUUAAUUUGUGAAGACGUAGGCUAGCCCUUACAAUUGAGCUGUGAUGGCAAUAAGGCACUGUGUAUGUGUGGGAAAAUGAAAACCUUCUAAACUCAGCUGCAGUGCAUUAAAGACGAAUAUUUCUCAGGGAUGCAGGAGCUAAGCACUUUCAAGUGCAUUGACGUCCAAAUCAUAAGCCCCACAAAGCUACAAAAAUAAUUCAAAAAAGGUAUAUAAAGAGUAAUAAAAAAUAGUUUAUAAAACUUCCUAUUUUUUUACAAUUGGAAAUGAAUGUCAGCUGUGGGUUAAGAUAGAUUACAAAAAUUGGGGUGUAGGUGGGGUUUAGCCAUAGCAUAGCUAUAAAAUAUGUACAGAUUCCAUACAGUCUUUGUGAGCAUUUAGCAUAUUGCAUUGGAAUUUAUGAUCAGCUAUGACAGCUUUAAAACUCUAUGUUAACAAUGCUUAGCUUUUCUUACUCUUUAUCUAAAUCCCAAACAGGCAAAACGAAGCAAAAGAUAAAUUCAAUUUACUGAAGUCAGUACAAAUGAACUGUUGCUGUCAUUGUUGCAACAACUAUUUAGCAAUGAUCUCAGGUGUGCUCUACCCCUUUUAUCAAAAUUUGACUUCUAAAUACAUGAUGCCCAGGCUAACUGGACAAUUAUGUGGAAAAAGAUAGACUGCUCUGAAGCAGAAGCUCUGGAGCACUUAAGGGUUUUACUGCUUUUAGGAGAUUCUGGGAGAAUAAAAUGGCCUGCAGUUAGGCAGUCAUGUGGUUGCUGGUAUUCUGGAAAUAUCGUUUCCUAUUUUUGUGCCACCUCUGAUUGUUUGUUUCAUAAUAAGAAUCGCUGCUUUAGUAUGAUUAUUCGCCAGCACUUAUGCCAAAUAUCUGAAAGGAAAACUGCUUUGCAUGGUCCUUUAAAUAUAGCCUGUAAUGCUUGUAAUAUUAUAAAGACAGCAGCGAGCUUUGUGUAAUUAGAUGCUGUAACAAUUCUUCUUCUUGUAGGAUUACAACCCUUAAUAUUGAUUUACUUUGAUGACCUAUUUGUGUGCCUGCGAUGGGUACAACACACUGUAAUACUAGUGACUCAGUGAGUGACCAUAGCUGUUAUUGUACCAUGUGUCACUCCAUCACUAUUGUGCACACUUUGCAUCACAAAGAUGCUCAUACGGUGGUGUCUUCUACACAAAGCUGCUCCUUUCAAAAUCUCCAUUUUUCACAACAUAAACUUAUUCCACAAAAAAUAAUAAAAAAAAAAAAAAAUGAAAGAUUUUUUUUAUAUUUUCAUUCUAUUUAUAAAGUUGCUUGCUUUUGUAUUUUUUCUGCACUUGCAAUAGUCUUUAGAAGGAACACUAAUUAUGGAGUAAGCACACUGACUGUGCUUGGAUUUUUAAUAUUUAUAUGAUGUAUUUAAGCAAUGACAGAAAUUAUUGAUUGAAAUUUUACAAAAGAAAAAUGCAUAUAGAGAAGUCCAUGUAGUUUUCACUGUGACAAUUAGGUUGUUAGUUUAGUUCAUACUAAUGAUAUUUCUUUUCCUGCGCAUACAGAGCUCCAUGUAUAGUCACACAGAUAGCUGUGUCAUUGUUUUGUUUCUGUGUCACCGUCUGUUCUAAAUGUUUUAACCUCCUUGUUCCUGCUGUGCAAAAGUGCGCUAUCACCCAUCCCUUUAUUGCUGCAUGGGAUCUAUUAGUUGCGACUAUAUCCCAUCUCUUAUAUAGCUUAGGUACCUUUUAUUAUUUCAGGUUUGCAUCCAUUGAUGUUCCAAAGAUUACUUGCUAUCGAGGCAAAAUAAACCCGCUUUGCGUUUUUUUGGGACUUGUUGCAAUAGGCAAAGGGCAAUAAAAUCCUUGCUAGGUAACUUGCAAUAUAGCAAGUGCAUAGAAGACUUUCUGUAUUAACUUGUACAGACUUGUUUAGCAAAACUUAGAAUAUUCCUUUGCUAUGAUGCAAGUAAAGCUAGAAUGCCCGCAGGACGUAAGACAUCCUUGAGAAUGUGUACAGAUUAGUGAUUGUGCAAAAGGAAAAAGUGAAAAUGGUUGAAUCUUAAUUUGUGCCCAUUGUUUGUAACCCAAAUAAGCAUGCAAGUCGGCGCAAAUUAUUGUAGAGAAAAUCACUUGCUACCUCUUUUUGUGCUUGUGCACAUUUACGCCAUACUUCUUAUAGGUUAAUUAUCCAAUCUGUCAUUAACAUUACAAACUUACAUAAAAAUAGUUUUUUCAUUUCAACUCAGAAAUGAACUCAGAUGAGUUCAUGGUCAAUAUCAGUAAGUCAGUGCGGGGGGUUUUGUAGUGCUAGUUAGUUACACUCCAUUGGUGAAACUAAUUAGCAUGUAUUUGAUUCUUUGUUUCUGAGUAAGGGCUUGUUCACAUUGUGAUUCUCGUUAGUGCAUCAGUGCUUAUAACACAGUUAGGAAAGUUGUAGCCAGCAGCAGCUUUAUGAUUGCUGUCAGUCAUGCAACAUUCCUUAUAUCUGAACUGCUGUGCUUGCUGAAUUUAUUAUUAAUGGUGGCAAUGGUGAAGGGGUACUGCUUGGGAAAGGCAGGUGUUGGGUACAGAUUUCCCUUCUGCUUGGAGCACCUUUUGCUUUAUGCCCCAUAGCAGGCACAGCAGUAGUGUAAUGAAUAAAUGUAAACAAAUGUAUAUAUGACAUUGCAUUUAGUGCUGCACCCCAUGAUCUUAAAUCAGCCCCUGUAAUAAUAAGUGUUUUUUAAAGGAAGGAGAGACUGCCAAACCUACCUGAUGCAGUCACCUCCUUUUGAAUUCCUCCUAAAGGAGCCCCCUUGUACUUUAGGGCUUGCCAUGUAUUUGUAUGCCUGCUCAGCUGGGAACUCUAUUGCUGUGACUGCUUAAUCCUAGCAGCUAGUGCUGGCUAUACUAACCUCACUUGUUACUGGCACAUCUGACUUGUGACCAAAGAAUUACAGUGAACAAGCCCUAAUUAGAGCCUCCCGGGCUAGCUUCAUAGGCAAAACCCAAGGGUACAUCAUCCUAUGGAAAUCUCUACAUCAUGAUCCAAAUACUUUUUAACUACUAGUUUGCAAAAAUAUUGGGAAUUUUUUGGGGGGUGUUUUUACAUCUCAUUUUAAUAGAUAGCCUGGCUACAGAAACAAAAGAUUUUUAUAAAGCAUUAUGUAAAAUAGUCUGUAGGCCUGUGUCACCUAAGCUUUCUGUACAAUAAAGCAUCUGCAUUAAUCAUAUUUGAAGCCAUAAUACAUAAAAAUAGGAUACAAUCUGUAUAUUCAUUUUUUUUUUUUUUUUCAACUAAGGAUUUUAAUUGCAAUAUUAUAAAUGUAUUAAUAUCAUUUUGUAAUGAUUUUUCUCUAUGGAAUCUGCAUCCAAUAAGUGACUAUUAUGAUGCUAAAACUGGAGGUGCAAUAUAUUAGCUGGAUGCAAGAAUGACUAUAGUUUGCUUUGCUGUCACAGGACACAUUACAAUGUAUACUGCUGCUUCCCUACAUUUAACUCCUAUGUAAUCUGCAAUUUUAUGCAAAUUUGCACACGUAGUUAGUACCCCUGCAUUUAUUAAUGCGCACAAAUGAGUACUUGUGGGCCAUGUAUUCUUUUAAUGUGUAUGCCUGUUAGAAAAGAGAUCUAUUUCAGCACGCUGCUGUUUCUGAAGAGAGAAAUGCUGAUUAUUUUUGGCAAAAGAAAGCUAUCUUAGGUUUUCAUGCAUAUUCUGCAAAUUAUUUGUUGCAUGAUACAAUGUGAAAUACUGAAUAGCGAGCAUGUGUAAAAACUCAUGUUGUUUAGUCACAAUUGGCAAAUGUUUAAAACUGUGAAACCAUUCACGUGGCAAUUCUGUUUUGAUUUCUCAGUUUUAUACUAUUUUCCAGUGAUGUACAGUUAAUGCUAUAAGUAACUGUGAUUGUGAAUUACAUGAUUCAAAACUGUCCUACCUCACAAGAAAAUAACAGGUGUUUUAUAUGGUUUGGAAAAAAAAAAGAAAGAAAAAUGAAAAACAAAAUUUCUCUGGUCAAUCAGUUUACACAAAGUGGAAGAAUCUGUAUUGCAACAUUACAUACUGUGCUUUCUGCUUAUACCUCAAAAUGUAUUUUUGUGCUGUUUUCCAUUGUCAUUCCUUGUACAUAAUGAAUUCCAAUGGUGGAUUAAACCUUAAUAAAAAUAAGAUUGUGACUAAAAUA